GUAAUCUUGUAAUGGAAGAACAAAGCGUUCCCUUUUGACGCCAAGCACCAUUAUUCAUCGUUUUCGUUGCCUCAUUCAAGGAGAAAAGUUCUAGUUUUGAACACAGAACAUGGCUAGUUGUGUACCUUGUAGUUCAGGUUCUGGAUCUGUGCUCAUUUCCAAAGCAAUAGUGAGCAAAAGUGUCUUCCUAUCACCAAUUCGUAUUGCGCUGAAUGUGGACGGAACCGCAAGUUCCAGUUUCAGCAGAAACUCUCGCUUACGCAUCCGGGUUUCAAUGGUUGAUUCCUCCUCCAAUUUCGCCAAGCGAAUCGAACGAGCCUGGUUAAUCUCUCAGCAACCAACGCCGAUCGUGUGUUCAUCUUGCAACUCAAAAGGGCAUAUUGAAUGCAAAUGGUGCGCGGGUACUGGUUUUUUUAUUAUUGGAGACAACAUGCUUUGCGAAGUCCCAUCCAGAAACACUAGCUGUAUUAUUUGCACUGGAAAGGGAUCAACUUGCUGCUCGAAUUGUCAAGGAACAGGCUUUCGUGCAAAGUGGUUGGAAGAACCUCCUACAUCCGAGUAGGAAAACUUUGCUGAAAGGGUGGAACAUAGCAUUCAAAUCGUGAGAAUUGAAGUUGUAUUAUACCUCAUUUUAGUUCUAUAUUGAACAAUACUGUCUAGUUACUCGUUUUUCUUACAAAUGCUGACAUGUUACUCGAACAGAUCCAUUUGUAUUCUUUUUUUAUACAUGUAUAAAAUGUACAAGUUCCAUUCUUUUGCCAAAUAAAAUAUGGAGGAGCAGUUUUGAAACGACCA
Lotus japonicus is the source of this 795-nucleotide messenger RNA. RefSeq lists its product as uncharacterized. The transcript has 3 exons. NCBI's taxonomy places the organism in Eukaryota, Viridiplantae, Streptophyta, Magnoliopsida, Fabales, Fabaceae. Bases 110 to 562 code for a protein of 150 amino acids. The record is from RefSeq and is a predicted model, not a curated record.